AUGGAAGAGACUAGACAACUGCCUGGAGGAAUUAUCGAACUUGCUCCUCGCACAGGAGUGUCGUUCCUCAUCAACAAAGGGCAACGUUUGAUAGUGACAGAUCCAAAGGGUGGUCAAGUCUCCGACCUUGUGGCAUUUAAUCGGCAUGACAAAGACGAAGUCAUUUCCAAUGGGCGCACCUUUGACUAUGCAGACACGAUAUAUCUGACAACAGGCCAUCCGUUGUAUUCCAACCGCAGCAAUGUCAUGCUCAGAAUUGUCGACGAUACUUGUGGACGCCAUGACUUCCUGCUUACGCCUUGUUCCAAAGAUACCUUUCGCAUCAUAUAUGGGCACAAGGAGCCACACCACGGAUGUUUCGGCAAUCUUUCGCUAGCGCUAGGGAAACACGACAUCGCACCGGAUCGUAUCCCUUGCGCCUUCAAUUGUUUUAUGAAUGUGCCUGUGGAUGGCAAGACAGGAAAAUUCACAGUAGACCCACCCGUCAGCAAGGCUGGCGAUCAUGUCGACUUUAUCGCAGAGAUGGACCUUAUUGUUGCGAUCACUGCCUGUUCCGCCGGCAAAUCAAACGGCGGCAGCUUCAAGCCCAUUCAGUAUCAGAUAGUUUGA
Fusarium pseudograminearum CS3096 is the source of this 609-nucleotide messenger RNA. RefSeq lists its product as uncharacterized. Lineage: Eukaryota; Fungi; Ascomycota; Sordariomycetes; Hypocreales; Nectriaceae. The coding region runs from base 1 to 609 and encodes 202 amino acids. The transcript has a single exon. The record is from RefSeq and is a predicted model, not a curated record.